GUCAACGCAAACGGUUCGUAUUCGUGAAGUUCGCAUCUGAACGAAACAAAAAACAAGACAAACGAUGCGCGUGCGCCGUGCGAAUUUCGCAAAGUUUUGAAAUAGUCAAGAUCUGAUGUGAUGUGCCUAUAAACAGUGCAAUUACCAAAAAUAAUAGAAAAACAGCAAACAAGACAUACUUGCCCAUUGAAACACUCUUGGAUUAGUUUCACGACAAGCUAAAAAAAUAUAAACCAAACACACAAAACAAUAUGGUUCGCAGUUUGGCCCAGUGGACGAAGACGUUGAGCUUCCCCUCACGUCUCUCGCCCAAUCGCAAUUCCAAGGACUGCUCCACAUUGGCAGGUCCUGUGCCACCACCCACUCCGCCCCGAAAUAAGACGACCUCCAGCGGCAGCGGAAACUGCGCCACAUCGCGAUCCUCCUCGUCGACGGUGUCCUCAUCGCACUCGUCCUCCCACAGUUCGCCCACUCCCGGAAACAACAACAACAACAUGCCCAUCACGGAACUAGAACAGAUUAUAUAUCCCGGUCCCGAUCCGAAGCAUAUCAUGGGCUCCCUGGUGUUCUGCAUCCACCACAAGCAGGGCUGUAAGUGGUCCGACGAGCUGCGCAAGUUGAAGGGUCACCUCAACGUCUGCAAGCACGACGCCACGCAGUGUCCGAAUAAGUGUGGAGCACAGAUACCCCGGAUCAUGAUGACGGACCACUUGCAAUACACCUGCACGAUGAGGCGCACUCGCUGCGAAUUCUGCCAGAGUGAAUUCUCCGGCGCCGGAUUGGAGGAGCACAAUGGGAGUUGUGGCCAGGAACCGGUUUACUGCGAGGCCAAGUGCGGCCAGAGGAUCCUGCGCGGCAGGAUGACGCUGCACAAGUCCAAGGAUUGUGCGAAGCGACUUCGCCGAUGUGCCCACUGCCAGCGUGAGUUCUCGGCGGACACAUUGCCCCUCCAUGCUGCCCAGUGCCCCAGGGCUCCGCUCUCCUGCCCACAGAGAUGUGAGGCGGGUCCCAUUGCGCGUGGCGAACUGGAGGCCCAUCUGCGCGACGAGUGCCAAUCGCUGGCCGUGACCUGCAGCUUCAAGGAGGCGGGCUGCCGCUUCAAGGGACCACGUCAGAUGCUGGAGGCGCAUCUGGAGAGCAAUGCCGCCGCCCAUCUGUCCCUGAUGGUGGCCUUGAGCUCGCGACAGGGUCAGCAAAUCCAGAUGCUCAAGUCGGCGGUGUCGAAGCUCUCCAUUAACUAUACUGGCACGUUGCUGUGGAAAAUCACCGAUUGGUCGGCCAAGAUGUCCGAGGCCAGGGGCAAGGAUGGCCUGGAGCUGGUCUCCCCGCCCUUCUACACCUCCCAGUAUGGCUACAAGCUGCAGGCUUCGAUGUUCCUCAAUGGCAAUGGUCCCGGCGAGAAUACCCAUGUGUCCGUGUACAUAAAGGUCCUGCCUGGGGAAUAUGAUGCCCUGCUCAAGUGGCCCUUCUCGCACUCCAUCACCUUUACGCUGUUCGAGCAGGGAGCACAGAGCGGUCAGGGCGGAGUGGCCGAGUCCUUCGUGCCGGAUCCCACCUGGGAGAACUUCCAGCGACCCUCAAACGAACCAGAUCAACUGGGCUUUGGAUUUCCGCGCUUCAUCUCACACGAACUGCUGCACAGUAGACCCUUCAUCAAGAGCGACACCGUUUUCCUGCGCGUGAAAGUGGAUCCCAGCAAAAUAGUGGCCGUAUAGGAGGAACAAAAGAAAAGGCCUAGCUUAGCUUAAACAUUUACUCGACUUGUGUAAAUACUGUGUAUUUAAAUUUAUGAGUAAAUCGCCCCUAGAUUAUUCAGUACCAGCGGCAACUUCGGGCAAAUGUUGGCCUACAAAUGCUAACCAACCUUGGAAUGUUGACCGCUGGGCCACUGCAUCGUAGUCAUACUCGUGUUUCGUUUAGGUUUUUGCAGUGCUGAAAUUAAACCAAAGCAUACUUACGCAUUAGAGUUAAGCAAUUCAAUUCAACGCAUAUACAUAUAAGUGUGUAGCUACGCCUAAGUUCGUGUCUUAAGUCUUUUGCUUAGAGAUUUGUAUUAUUGCGCGCGAGAUUGCGAUCACUUUCAAAAGAUCUUCAAAACUAGACCGUACGCUCAAAAUCAGUUAGACCAUAUAAGUUGCAUGUACAUAGCGUUAAAUUCGGAGCAGCCGCAGCAACCGCAAACCUAGUUCUAGUUCUUAGUCUGUAGUUAGUUGCUAGAGCCAACGCAUUAGUCAUUAGUACCAUGAAGAGAAAAACAUAAACAUGAGAAUCCAACUUUCAGCAUAGUCAACUAAGUUUAUGUUUAAAAGCUACAAAGUCAAACAUACAAUAAAAUAAAAGCAAUUAUAAAUGAAAA
This is a messenger RNA of Drosophila elegans, 2356 nucleotides long. RefSeq names its product TNF receptor-associated factor 4. The transcript is spliced from 2 exons. NCBI's taxonomy places the organism in Eukaryota, Metazoa, Arthropoda, Insecta, Diptera, Drosophilidae. Bases 252 to 1715 code for a protein of 487 amino acids. Gene Ontology annotation, biological process: regulation of apoptotic process; regulation of canonical NF-kappaB signal transduction; protein K63-linked ubiquitination. Gene Ontology annotation, molecular function: protein binding; zinc ion binding. Gene Ontology annotation, cellular component: plasma membrane signaling receptor complex. The record is from RefSeq and is a predicted model, not a curated record.